AUGGAUGGAACACAGAAUAACCAACGGGACGAAAAUAACCAGCAGAAUCAAGGGAACUCGGGAAAUGGAGGCACUAUCUCCCACUUGAGUGCAGGGUUGAAGUCGGUGUCACUCUCAGAUCAGCAGCAGAACGCCGUCAACCUCAACUUAUUACAGCAGCAGCUCCACAACGAGGCCUCCAAUCAGGCCACACAGUCCAGAAUCAGCCAGUUCUUUGCAAACCAGCCUACAAACGGGUAUACGCUAUUUUCCCACCGCUCAGCGCCCAACGGGUUCAAAGUUGCUAUAAUAUUACUGGAGCUUAAUUCUCCAUUCAACACUAUCUUCUUGGACUUUAAUUCGGGCGAACAAAGAGCUCCUGAAUUCGUCUCGAUAAAUCCAAACGCCCGUGUGCCUGCUCUUAUCGAUCACAAUAACGACAACACCUCAAUUUGGGAGUCUGGCGCCAUCAUCCUCUACUUGGUGUCUAAAUACUUGAAAGACAACGGAGAAUGUCCUCUCUGGUCUGAAAAUCUCAUUGAACAGUCACAAAUUGCCCUGUGGCUAUUCUUCCAGACCUCGGGCCACGCUCCAAUGAUUGGCCAGGCUUUACAUUUCAGAUACUUCCAUUCGUGCCCUGUGCCAUCGGCCGUUGAACGGUACACAGACGAGGUAAGGAGAGUUUACGGCGUCAUCGAAAUGGCCUUGGCCGAGAGAAGAGAAGCUCUCAUCAUGGACUUGGACAGGGAAAACGCUGCAGCCUACUCGGCGGGAACAACCCCAUUGAGUCUGUCAAGAUACUUCGACUACCCGGUGUGGCUCGUGGGUGACCGCGCAACCGUGGCAGACUUAUCAUUUGUGCCUUGGAACAAUGUUGUGGACCGCAUUGGUAUCAAUCUCAAGGUGGAAUUCCCGGAGGUGUACAAAUGGACCAAACACAUGAUGAGGCGACCAGCUGUGAUCCGUGCUUUGCGUGGAGACUAG
Candidozyma auris is the source of this 963-nucleotide messenger RNA. It is a transcript of the gene URE2, whose product is annotated as glutathione peroxidase. NCBI's taxonomy places the organism in Eukaryota, Fungi, Ascomycota, Pichiomycetes, Serinales, Metschnikowiaceae. The record is from RefSeq and is a predicted model, not a curated record. Bases 1 to 963 code for a protein of 320 amino acids. The transcript has a single exon. Gene Ontology annotation, biological process: regulation of nitrogen utilization. Gene Ontology annotation, molecular function: transcription corepressor activity.